Molecule: messenger RNA, 480 nt
Organism: Colletotrichum godetiae
Lineage: Eukaryota; Fungi; Ascomycota; Sordariomycetes; Glomerellales; Glomerellaceae
Exons: 2
Coding region: 1-480 (159 amino acids)
Source: RefSeq, a predicted model, not a curated record
AUGUGUUGGAAACCGUCGAUGGUCCACCGCGAAUGCCAGUGUGUCUACGAUGAAAUGGGCGUUAGAUAUUGUGAUGAACGCGAGCAGCAGGACCACGUCAUCGAGCUGAGACAAUGGCCGGUAGACAUGCCAUGUCAAACACAUCGAAGUGACAAAUGGGUUCCAUUCAGCACGUCUUUCUUCGACCGAGCAAGCGAGUUUGAGAAUGAGAGCUACUUGGACAGUUGUGACGGUGAUUCUACAUCGGACGACUCGAGUUGUAAGACCGGUGAGGUGGCACAUCACAUGGAAGUCUCGAGGGGUGAGGUAGCACUUGAGGCUCGGCAAGUCGACAAAUUGGUUGACGAGACCGAAGCGGUACUCAUGAAUCAUAAAGUAAUUCCAGGUAAAGAGAUGCAGGUCGAUAUCACAGGCGAAUUUCUCUUGGAUAAAAUAUUUGAAAUGGAGUACUUGACAAUUUCUUGGGAUUUGUUUGUUUGA